Misgurnus anguillicaudatus (oriental weatherfish) is the source of this 2473-nucleotide messenger RNA. It is a transcript of the gene glra4b, whose product is annotated as glycine receptor, alpha 4b. Gene Ontology annotation, biological process: monoatomic ion transmembrane transport. The record is from RefSeq and is a predicted model, not a curated record. NCBI's taxonomy places the organism in Eukaryota, Metazoa, Chordata, Actinopteri, Cypriniformes, Cobitidae. Gene Ontology annotation, molecular function: transmitter-gated monoatomic ion channel activity; transmembrane signaling receptor activity; glycine binding. Gene Ontology annotation, cellular component: plasma membrane.
GCUUGCGUGUGGCCAGUGAGAGAGAAAGAAUGAGCAGAAAGACCCUCUACGCGCACAUCUCUGAGUGUACCCGUCUGGGGAUGCGGUGCUCAGUCAGAUGGUAGUGGAGGAGAGAUCAGACAGCAUCGGAAUGGGCAUCCUGCCCCUCCAAAGCACAUCAUCUGCUUACUGAGCGUUCGCAGGACACCAGAGGAGAUAAAAGGGAGCUGAGGACCGAAAGGAUGUUUUCUCUGUUGUGGAGGGUCCUGUUGGAGCUUUUAUUGGUUUGGUGGAUGUUUGAAGGGGUCAUCAGGUGUGUGUUUAGUAAAGAGCUAAAAUCUCCCAGCACCAGGGUAAAGCCCAUGUCUCCAUCCGAUUUCCUGGAUAAACUAAUGGGAAAGACAUCAGGAUAUGAUGCUCGGAUCAGGCCUAACUUUAAAGGACCUCCUGUUAAUGUCACCUGCAACAUAUUCAUCAACAGCUUCGGCUCUGUCACAGAGACCACCAUGGACUACCGGCUGAAUGUUUUUCUACGGCAGCAGUGGAACGACCCACGGCUGGCAUAUAAAGAAUAUCCAGAUGAUUCUCUGGAUCUAGACCCAUCCAUGCUGGACUCCAUCUGGAAGCCAGAUCUGUUCUUUGCCAAUGAGAAAGGCGCCAACUUUCAUGAGGUCACCACGGACAACAAACUGCUGAGGAUUUUCCAGAAUGGAAAUGUGCUUUACAGCAUCAGGCUUACUUUGAUUCUUUCAUGUCCUAUGAAUCUGAAAAAUUUCCCAAUGGACAUACAGACCUGCACUAUGCAGUUAGAGAGCUUUGGCUACACUAUGAAUGAUCUGAUAUUUCAGUGGUUGGAUGACGGCCCAGUGCAAGUGGCUGAAGAUCUUGCGCUGCCCCAGUUUGUCCUAAAGGAGGAGAAAGACCUGGGAUACUGUACAAAACACUACAACACCGGUAAAUUCACCUGCAUAGAGGUAAAGUUUCAUCUGGAGAGGCAGAUGGGUUAUUACCUUAUCCAGAUGUACAUCCCCAGCCUAUUAACAGUCAUCCUGUCGUGGAUCUCCUUCUGGAUCAACAUGGAUGCUGCUCCGGCCCGUGUUGGGCUGGGCAUUACUACAGUUCUUACCAUGACAACACAGAGCUCUGGAUCCAGAGCAUCACUACCUAAGGUGUCCUACGUAAAGGCCAUUGACAUCUGGAUGGCAGUGUGCCUGCUGUUUGUCUUUGCUGCUUUGCUGGAGUACGCGGCUGUCAAUUUUGUUUCUCGACAACACAAAGAAUUUUUCAGACUCAGGAGAAAAUUGCGAGAGGAGCAGCGCUGCAGAGCUGCCUGUUGUCAAGCUGCAGGAGCAGAGAUGAAAAACAAAAGCAACAAUGUUUCAGGGAGCACACCGUGCAAAAAUGCACAACGCCACUGCUGCGCCUGUGUACGGGAAGAGCAGUUAGCUUUGCAUAGUCAGGACUUGUACUUUAUGGGAUACGGGAUUGACAGCUCUCUAUCUGGGGACGGGCCUCUCUCUGAGGCCGCCGCCUUGUUUGCAGGACUACCGCCUGGCCACGUGCUGUUCGACAUCCGCCGCCGUUUUGUGGAACGGGCAAAACGGAUCGACACUAUCUCACGAGCUGUAUUCCCUCUUAGCUUCCUUGUUUUUAAUGUCUUCUACUGGCUCACAUACAAAGUUCUUAGACACGAGGACAUUCAUGCUAACCUGCGACCCUAAGAUUGUGUGAACCCCAAACUUUUCCCUUUCCAGGAUCCUAUUUUGUGAGAUUACAGCAGGGGUAGGCAACAUCUGUCGGAGUGCCGAAGUCCUGCAGAGUUUAGCUCCAGUGCUAAUCAAGCACACAUGAACAACUAAUCAAGGUCUAAAGAGUCACCUGAAAACUACAGGUAGGUGAGGUUUUAUCAGGUUUGGAGCUAAAAUCUACAAGACAUCGGCACUCCAGGACCGACGUUGCCUACCCCUGACCUACAGUAUGUGUAUGAGAUUAGUGUACCUCCCCAUGUGUAGGACUAAAUCAAACUGGUUAAACAAAAGUGACACUCUCUCUGCAUGAGUGAGCAUAUAUGCAUGUGUUCAAGACCACAUUUAUACAACGAUCAAAAUCAAAAUUUAGGGGUGGUUUCCCAGACAGGGUUCAGAAGUUCUAGGUCAAAAUACCCUACAGAUAAUUUAUUAUAGUAUGUUAAAAUGUCCACAUUGUAGGUCUGACCCAAAAUGUGCUGUUUAUGGGUGUGUCCUUUUAAAUGCAAAUGAGCUGAUCUCUGCACUAAAUGUCAGUACCGUGGUUGGAUAGUGCAUAUUAAGAGGCGGUAUUAUCCCAUUCUGACAUCACAAGGGGAGCCAAAUUUCAACAACCUAUUUUUUCACAAGCCUGCAGAGAAUGGUUUACCAAACUAAGUUACUGGGUUGAUCUUUUUCACAUUUUCUAGGUUGAUAAAAGCACUGGGGACCCAAUUAUAACACUCAAACAUAGAGACAGAGCGCCGUUA